AUGUCGGAAGACACCACCGACCCAGCGUUGCUCCCCGACCCAGCCCACGAUCUCUCGUUAACGCCGGUUACGACUUCUAAGGAACGCCAUUCACUGACGCUCGAUCAGCGUCGCGCGUUGAGGAGAUGGGCUAGUAGCCAACCUUUGCGCCCUUCCCACAGGGCCUGCAUCGACUGGUUCUUUUCGCAGUACGGGCAGAUGAUCAGCCAGUCCACUGUAUCCCACUCGCUGUCGCCCAAAUACUCUCGACUUGAUGGAGAACACCCGCAGCUGUCUGGGUCGCGUCUACGGUUCGGCAACUGGCCCGACGUAGAGAAGCUGGUUUUGCUGUGGUAUCAGCAAGUGCAAAACUCCGGACGACAACCAACGAACGAUGAGCUGGGCGAAAAGGCGAAGACAAUCUUCAGCCAGCUGCCCCGCUACCGCGACGAGGCCGCGCCCGAGUUCUCGCCCGGCUGGAUCCAUAGGUUCAAGAAGAGAUACGGGCUACUCAUCCGUCGGCAGCGACGGCACAAUGACUCGGCCAUGAAUACCGCCGAGGACGUUGACUACCUCGCCGAGAGCGUCUCGCGCUUCAUGGCCAUAGCGCCAGAUACGAGCCCCGCAGCUAUCCGCGAGCAGGUCCUUCGUGUCGUCGGCGUCGAGGCGUCACUCGGCACCUGUGCCCUCGUCCGCGACGAGAUCCUCCACCGCAUCACCCUCGAGAACCCGCCGACGCACGACAUGCCCAUCUCGCCGCACGAGGCUGAGCUGCCCCCGCCGGUGCCGCCGGAGGAGCAGCAGCAGCAUCAACAGCAUCAUCAGCAUCAUCAACAGCAGCAAGAGCAGCAGCAGCAGCACAUGUACGCGGAGGAUGACCCCGAAGUCGUGCUGCAGAACGCGCUCCGCCAACUCCAGGAAGAAGAGCAGGCCGCCGAGGAACAGGCCGCGGCCGUCCGUGAGGAACGCGAGCGAGCCGAGCGAGCAAGCUUAGGGGUACCACCGAUGAUUGAUGACAGACCGCCACCUGACCACAGAUACGAGACACCGUCGCAUGAAAUGCCGCCAGAGUUGACGUUGACGCCGAUUCACUCCACUGACCCGCUGGAAACUCACGAAAGGCCCCUGCGCUGUCCAUUCUGCAUCAAUCAGCGCAUGCUGAGAAGUAUCAAGGAAGCCGUCGAACACUUGUCUACCCAUGUUGUUGUCUAG
This is a messenger RNA of Cordyceps fumosorosea ARSEF 2679, 1191 nucleotides long. RefSeq names its product centromere binding protein Cbh2. NCBI's taxonomy places the organism in Eukaryota, Fungi, Ascomycota, Sordariomycetes, Hypocreales, Cordycipitaceae. The transcript has a single exon. The coding region runs from base 1 to 1191 and encodes 396 amino acids. The record is from RefSeq and is a predicted model, not a curated record.